GGGCAGGCCGCGUCGCCAUGGCGACAGCACGGCGCUGCGGCCAUGGCGGAGGAGGAGGAGGAGACGGGCCAGGAUGACCUAGUAGCUGAAAUUGAGAAAAAGAUUACAGAAGCUUUUGAGGUGUUUGACCGUGAAUCCAAUAACACCGUGGAUGAAAGGGAGAUUGGUUGCAUUAUCAGGUCGCUGGGUUGCUUCCCAAAUGAGGCAGAAGUACAGGAACUGCUUGACAAGAUGGAAGUAGAAGAACCGGGUGGAUUCGUUCAUCUGGAAAAAUUUCUUCCAGUGAUGACAAAAGUUCUACUUGACAGAAGAUUCCGGCCUAUUCCAGAAGAUGUCAUUGUCCAUGCAUUUGAGGCUUUGGAUGAGAAUAAACGUGGAUAUAUUACCAAAGAGGACCUGGUCAAACAUUUGACUGAAGGAGGUGAGCCCUUUACUCAGGAGGAAAUGGAGGACAUGCUUGCCAUUGCUCUAGAUCCAGAAACAAAUACCCUUCACUACAGAGACUACCGUACAAAGCUGGUAGUAGAUGAAACUAAGACCUUCCCCUUUAAUGUCUGAGAUGCCUUUUGGUAACAGCACCAUGGCUUGACAGAUAGUUGAAAUAUGUAUUUUAAAGCAUAACAAGCUCAGCUUGUGACUUGGUGCUUAUAAUUGAAAUAAAAUCUGUGUAGUUACGUUUCCUUG
Messenger RNA from Prinia subflava (tawny-flanked prinia), 684 nucleotides. It is a transcript of the gene EFCAB2, whose product is annotated as EF-hand calcium binding domain 2. The record is from RefSeq and is a predicted model, not a curated record. The transcript has 7 exons. NCBI's taxonomy places the organism in Eukaryota, Metazoa, Chordata, Aves, Passeriformes, Cisticolidae. Gene Ontology annotation, cellular component: sperm principal piece. Gene Ontology annotation, molecular function: calcium ion binding. The coding region runs from base 43 to 558 and encodes 171 amino acids.